This is a messenger RNA of Acytostelium subglobosum LB1, 1485 nucleotides long. RefSeq lists its product as hypothetical. The record is from RefSeq and is a predicted model, not a curated record. NCBI's taxonomy places the organism in Eukaryota, Evosea, Eumycetozoa, Acytosteliales, Acytosteliaceae. Bases 1 to 1485 code for a protein of 494 amino acids. The transcript has a single exon. Gene Ontology annotation, molecular function: hydrolase activity, hydrolyzing O-glycosyl compounds.
AUGAAUAAUAAUUAUAUUGUUACAUUACUUUGUACAUUGAUUGUUGUUGCAGUCAAUGUCAAUGCUAAAGCCAACACAGAAGUAGCAGCAGCCACAACAACAUACUUUAACCCUGCUAUAAACUGGGGUGUAUGGGAAGGCUGGGGAACAUCAUUGGCAUGGUGGGCACAGACAUAUGGUGACAACACUGUGUUGGCCGAUGUAUUCUUCACAACCAGCAAUGUUACAUACCAAGACACAGAGUUGCCAGGCCUAGGACUCAAUAUUGUUAGAUACAAUGCUGGCGCCAGCACAUGGGUCGAGGCCUUUGGUCACAAGAUGGUCGUCUCGCCAAAUAUCCACCGAUCGCGUCAGGUCGAGGGCUACUGGCUCAACUGGAACUCGUCAGACCCGCAGUCCGACAGCUGGAACUGGAAUGCCGACCCCCUGCAGCGAAACAUGAUGGCAAUGGCUCGUGAUCGCGGCGCCCAGUACUUUGAGCUGUUCUCAAACUCGCCAAUCUGGUGGAUGACCUACAAUCACAACCCAUCGGGCGCCGACCUGCCCGCAGACAACAACUUGCAGACCUGGAACUACCAGAACCACACCGUCUACAUGGCCACCAUUGCACAGUACGCCCAGCAGCACUGGGGCAUCAACUUCACCUCGGUGGACCCAUUCAACGAGCCAUCUGGAGACUGGUGGCUGGCUGCCGGCACCCAAGAGGGAUGCCACUUUGAUGUCAAGGCACAAAAGGAUGUGAUCCCAUACAUGCGCGCUGAGAUCGACUCGCGCGGCCUGACCAACACAAUGUUUGCUGCCAGUGACGAGAACAACUAUCAGCGUGCCCUCGACACCUGGAACUCUUUCGACGCCGCAACCAAGAAGGCUGUCGACAAGGUCAAUGUCCAUGGAUACGAGUUGUCCAAGGGUCCACGUGCCGAACUCUACCAAGCUGUCAACUCCCAGGGCAAGGUUCUCUGGAACUCAGAGUAUGGCGAGGGUGAUAUCACCGGUCUGUCGCUGGCCACCAACCUCCUGCUCGAUCUUUCCGAGCUUCACCCAACAGCAUGGGUCUACUGGCAGCUACUUGACAUCUCUGGAUGGGGUCUGAUUGAGGCUGAUGAGGACACCAACACCACUGGCCCAGUCGCCACCAAGUACUAUGCAUUGGCUCAGUUCUCGCGCCACAUUCGCCAUGGAAUGACUAUCAUUGGCUCGAGCGACAGUACUUCCGUGGCUGCCUACGAUGCCAGUGCCAGCAAACUGGUGGUUGUCGCUGUCAACACUGCAAGCACUGCUCAAACGAUCACAUUCGAUCUGUCCAAGUUCACCACUGUCAAUGGUGGCGUGGGCGGUCUUGUUGGUCGCUGGGCCACCGAUACCAAUGGCAAGGGAGACCUUUACACCUACCACGAGGACACCUACGUCCAAGACAAGACGUUCAGUGUCACCUUUGAUGCUGGCUCCAUUCAAACCUUUGAGAUAGAAGGAGUAAUAGUAUAA